UACACGUAAUGGUCCUUUGAGGCGCGACGGACCAGAAAGCGAACUGGUGGCGACGUCAGAUUCGUCACAAUGAUACGAUAUUUGGUCACUUUUGCUGGGUUCGUGGUCUCUGUCGUGGGAUAUGGUGAAGAUCCUCGGGUGGGCCGCUCUCGAGGGGCCCCGCUGCCCGGGACCCUGAGCUCAGUCGGCGGCGGUGGUGAGGAGUCGCCCCCAAUCUACCGGCCCGGCAGUCAAGCGUACGUUGUCUCCCAAUUCGUGAAACCAAAACCGCCGCAUCAAUACUGGGAAGAAGAAACGUCUCUGACCAUUAUCCCUGAGAACAAGAAUUGUCUUCUGUGUGAGGCACAGGACACUGGUGCUUGUAGGGCCAUGCCUUCCUGCGUGUUUUGUGAACCCACUGUCACUGCGCUUUGUGAGAGGAGCACGCCUUGUUUGAGGUGCACUGUAAUUAAGAACCCGUUCUUCAAAUGCAGUCCAGGGGAGAAGUACAUGGACGAAUGUGACUCCUGCCGAUGUACCGACGGACAUAACGGCUGGUGUACCAACCAGUACUGUGAAUUCCGCUCCCUGUACCUGUACGCUAUGAAACUCAGCGACGGCGAGUUCUACUGAUAGUUACUAUAGUUACUGAUGACCGCUAAAUCUACUGGUAGUUGCUAGAUCUACUGAUAUAAAUACUACAAUUUUUAAAA
Helicoverpa armigera (cotton bollworm) is the source of this 692-nucleotide messenger RNA. RefSeq lists its product as uncharacterized. The transcript has 4 exons. The record is from RefSeq and is a predicted model, not a curated record. Bases 70 to 612 code for a protein of 180 amino acids. Gene Ontology annotation, molecular function: peptidase inhibitor activity. Lineage: Eukaryota; Metazoa; Arthropoda; Insecta; Lepidoptera; Noctuidae.